Molecule: messenger RNA, 1119 nt
Organism: Eutrema salsugineum
Lineage: Eukaryota; Viridiplantae; Streptophyta; Magnoliopsida; Brassicales; Brassicaceae
Product: polygalacturonase QRT2
Exons: 8
Biological process (GO): carbohydrate metabolic process
Molecular function (GO): polygalacturonase activity
Source: RefSeq, a predicted model, not a curated record
AUGACGAACUUCUUAGUGCUCUUAACAUUUCUACUUUCUCUAGCUCUCUUCCUCAAUUUUCAGUUAGCUCAGUCUCAAUCUUCUUUUCAUCACAGUAAUAAAAUUUUUAAUGUUUUUGAUUAUGGAGCAAUCGGUGAUGGAAAUUCCGACGAUACAAAGGCAUUCAAGAAUGCAUGGGAAGACACAUGCAAUUACAUUGGAUCCAAUUCAACCAUGCAUAUUCCUCAAGGAAGAACAUUUCUUCUUCAGCCAAUUGAAUUUCGUGGCCCUUGUAAAUCCAAGAACAUCGUUUUCUCGAUCCGUGGAAAUUUAACUGCUCCUGAAGGUCCAGAUCAAUGGAAAUGCAAUGGAGAUCGUUGUCAUCAGUGGAUCGAAUUUGCGCAUAUAAAUGGACUUUAUAUCGAUGGCCAUGGUUUAUAGGCAUGUCUUGGAAGACCACGGGGUGUGAUUAUAUCACAUUCGAGUAAUGUGCAUAUAAGCAACAUUAUGGUUAAGGACAGUCCAAAUUUUCAAUUAUCGUUGGAAGAUUCGACAUUGGUUUUCGCUAAACAACUCACCAUAAUCGCCGAUGGUGAUAGCCCUAACACUGACGGCAUGCACAUUCAACGCUCUCAGAAUGUUAUCGUCUACAAUAGUAAUAUCAGUACAGGUGAUGAUUGUAUAUCUAUUGGUGACGGUUCACGGGAUAUUAGCAUAUCAGAAAUCUCAUGUGGUCCGGGCCAUGGAAUAAGCAUUGGAAGCUUAGGUCGAAAUGGGGAAAAAGGAACGGUGGAAAAUGUCCUCGUUCGAAAUUGUACUUUUAGAAAAACAGAUAAUGGAGUUAGAAUCAAGACAUGGCAGACAAAUGCUGUGGAGAUCAAGAAUGUAUUGUAUAAUCACAUACAUGGAACAUCAAUUAGGAAACCCUUUGUGAAACUCCUAUGCAGCAAAUCAGUUCCAUGUACAGGUAUUUUCAUGAGCAAUAUUAACAUUCAGGACGAAGAGGAAGAAGAAGAAAUGGAAUAUCAUCAUAAAUCUCGUCAUGAUGAUCAUCCACCUGCUGAAUGUAUCAAUGUUAGAGGAUUUUCUAAUGGUGUGGUAAAGCCUAAACUAGCUUGUUUGGUUUCCAGAAGACAUUAA